Folsomia candida is the source of this 1407-nucleotide messenger RNA. RefSeq lists its product as uncharacterized. The coding region runs from base 1 to 1407 and encodes 468 amino acids. The record is from RefSeq and is a predicted model, not a curated record. NCBI's taxonomy places the organism in Eukaryota, Metazoa, Arthropoda, Collembola, Entomobryomorpha, Isotomidae. The transcript has 5 exons.
AUGAAAUAUGAUAACGAAGCCAAACUCUUUCAGAAUUUUGCCAUGAUUUCGAAUACCCGAAAAUUUACGUUUUCUCAGAAACCAGUUUACAUAACCCCUGCUGCUAUUCGUCACUACAAUGACAACCAAAUAUCAGAUAUCAGUUCCCAUUCAGGCCGAGAAGCUUGUCAAGAAUAUAAUAAUUCAAACAUUAAAAUUUACUUUGAUUUUGGUUACUACACUUUGAUAACCCCUUUCCGGUUCACAUGGGACUCGACAGAGCAAGAUUUCAUUAUACACACGAAUCGGCUACAACAGAUUUUAUGUGGCUUUCGUCACCUCAUCAUGUUUAUUCCAAUUGUGACAUCCGUUCGGCAAAAGAUAGCUCAGUCUCGGGAUGUCCUUGUGCUCUACUACUUUGACGUGUUCAGGUGCAUCGUCAUGCUGCCCUACUUGUUGACAUACUCUGUGACAUUGUGGUCAAGGUCAGACGCCGUCAAGGACGUCGUUAAGCAAUCCACUUACAAUUCUGGAUAUUUUGGCAAGAAUCCAUCGGAGCCUUCACAGCAGGCCUGGUGGCACCGAUUCUACAAUCGUUUGAAUAAAGUCGCUUUUCUUUGUGCGUGUGCCAUCAUUCUGCCCGUAAUAUCAACACGAUCCGCAGUCGGUGACAUUGUUGGAGACCCAAUCGCCACGGUCAUGAACCAGUCCCUGCAGGCAAAGUAUUCACUAUUUCUUAAAGAUGCUGACUACGAGAGGAACAGCAGCAACAGAAAUGAAACGGGAAGUGAACUAUCAAUGACAGUUGACAACCCAUCAUGGGACUCAAUUUUGCUAUAUAUCUUGCACAUCAUUUCCACUCAUUCCAAAGAUGCAAUGGAUUGUUUCGCCAGUUUGAGCAUCAUCAUUUCAGCAAUUACAUUAUUAGAAGCUGCUCAAUGUUUCACAAGCAACUUACAAGAGGCAAAUUUCUCGUUCUCUACUGCGACCCAAGUGCCAGGGAUUCUUGAUCAGUUUUAUGAUUUGAAAAAGUUUUCAGAACCCAUAAAUCGAUUCGUGGCUCCCACGACCUUCUUCUACUCGAUCGUAUCCAUUUCGUACAUGACCGUAAAAUUUGAUGACAUUGCAGCCACGAUGAAAUUCCUUGACAAAUUUGAAAUUCUGUAUUUUUUAAUAAAUGAUGCCUACUUAUUCUUCAUGGCCGCUCGAGUAUGCCAAGAGAUGCACGAGUUUUGGAAGUGGUUGGUUCGGAGAGAAACUCGAACGCUUCUUUCUCCCGAAGAAAUGACCACUCUUCUCGCCGAUGUUUCAACGACGCCCAUUGGAAUCAGUGGAAAUGGAAUGUUCACCAUUGAUCAUAAAUUCUUGGGAACUAUUGGGAUCACUCUCAUUACUCUGUUUGUCAUUGUUCUUCAGGUGAAAAAGUAG